Molecule: messenger RNA, 2865 nt
Organism: Amphiprion ocellaris (clown anemonefish)
Lineage: Eukaryota; Metazoa; Chordata; Actinopteri; Pomacentridae
Gene: plekhn1
Product: pleckstrin homology domain containing, family N member 1
Exons: 16
Coding region: 105-2228 (707 amino acids)
Biological process (GO): positive regulation of apoptotic process; 3'-UTR-mediated mRNA destabilization; response to hypoxia
Cellular component (GO): mitochondrial membrane; cytoskeleton
Molecular function (GO): cardiolipin binding; phosphatidic acid binding; phosphatidylinositol phosphate binding
Source: RefSeq, a predicted model, not a curated record
CUUGAGCAGGGAGCACACUGCACUCUUGGAUUUACACUCAACCAUCACAGAGGGAGUACACUUUAUUCUACCAACCAGCGCAAAGCCCCACAGAGCAUAGCAGCAUGGGGAGCAGCAUGUCAUGUGUCCCCCAGCACAACUUCAGGUUCUCCAGCAAGAGUUUCAUACGCAGAAACAGCAGUCGCCUGUUUCGCAAGAAGAAUCCCCAAGAGGGACAGGAGAAGUCCAACAGCAUCAUCAAUAUCCUGUGCACGGUCACCCCCAGGAAGGAAAUGUCCCCUAAAGAUCUGCAGACGAUAGAGAACAUAAAAUGGGAUCCUCCGUUUCCUUAUGAUCCGGCCAGCGGCUGGAAAAAGAGCAGCAUCAAUGUGAAGAAUUACGGACGGAUGAUUCACAGCUCCAAAGUCCGUUUCCGUUUCCUCCACUGCCAGGAUAUACACGACUGCUACCUGGAUCUCUUCCAGACACACCUUCAUUUUGUCUCCAACAACACAACUGGAUUGACGUACCAGGGGACUCUUCCGUUGAAAGAACUCACCAUCUGCAACUUGCAACAGAACUGCAAUCACAGCCAACCCCAGGAAUUCGCCUUUCAGAUAAACGGCGUCAGUCUUAACCCCAUCAUUGUCUACUGUGCCAACCAAGAAGAGAUGGACCUUUGGUUUGGCCUGCUGAAAGAAAACAUUGAGGCUAAUGGAGGCACUGCAAUUGCACCUGAAAACUACACCAGAGUCAAACUAAACAAGGACGAGACUCCUGAGGGAAGAGAGGAACUGAGAAACUCCAUCAACAGAGAGCCCAUCUAUGAGUGGGAGGGGUCUCAGCGGGACAGCCUGGGCCCCAUCACCUAUGUAACGAAAGUCCGACUACAACACCUGCCUUGUCAGGAACAGAAUGACAGACUACUGGUGAUGUAUCCAUCAACCCUGAUCAUCCUAUCAGAAGAAAAUGAUGGACUCUUCUAUAAGGGAAAACUUGCGCUCAACAUGAUUACGGUGACCACACCUUGUCAAGACGUCAAGCCCAACACGUUUAAGAUUGAAGGGAAGCUGAUCAACCCCAUAGUGGUGUCCUGUCUGGAUAGGACUGAGUUCUGCGACUGGAUCCAGCAUUUCAAAGCUGCUGACGUGCCCGUUCUCAGUCCCCCGCCCCCCGUGUAUGACAUCAUCUACACCCCGACCAACAAGGAGGCCCCACAGUUUGACAGAUGGACUGGAAACAGUCAAGGAAAAAUAGAUCAUCAUAAAUUCAGCCAGUCAACAAGUGGACAUGGGUCCCUAAACCUUCAGUUACCAGUUCAUGAGGAAAACCCUCUCUCCCCCGGAUACUCUGAGCCCCUCUGUUACAGCUCCAGCCGUCCCUCCUCAACUGAGACUGCCCGGCUGGGCAGCAGAACCAACAGCAUGUCCUCCCACACCAGGCCUGAGCGUGACAUUCGACCUUUGUCGCAGCGCUACUCCUCCCCCCAGCGUGGCUCCUACCUGCAGCCAGCAGAGAGCUCAGUGCUGUCGCAGAUGUACAGCACACCCUACUCUGGCCUACAUCGUGUCAGCCCACUGCGCCUGGAGAAAGCCCCGCUUGUCAAGUCUAACAGCUGGAGUACUCCACAGACAUCCCUGAGCUACUCCCUCAACACCCCCCAGCGCCACUCAGACAUGUGCGCCCCACGACAACCCUUGUCGCCUCUGUAUGAUGAGCCCUGCAGCCCUGAAAUCUACUCUCUGCAUGAGGCCAGGCCGGUGCAGCAGAGCUGGAAUGAACCGAUCCACUUUCGACACCACCAGCAGGAGCUCCUGCCAUCCUCCUUCCAGCUCCACACCCCUCCCAUGGGCAGACGCUGCAGAAGAAGCCUGGUCCUGACUAACUCCAAGGGUCAGGCUAUGGGCCUGGAGGUGGAGACGCCUCAAAGCCAAGCAGAGCAGAGAGCAGAAGCUGUGGCAAGGCUAAAGCUGCUGCCUCUGCCCAGCCAAGUGCCAGAGCAGAUACUUCUCCCGUCGAGCUCUGUGAGGAACAACGCUCAGAUGCCUUACGGUUACUCACCAGAUCACCAUUCGUACCUCGAACCCACAGAACCAGAUGACCAGGAAAUUGACUAUGACAACAUUUGGGACUACGACUGUGAUACUGGAAUGAUUCAGCCAACGUCUGGAAUUUCGACACACUGGACAGGAUUAGACUUUGGGGCCACAGGCCUUGGUGCCAUGGCAACCCAGCAGAGAUGGUCAUAAAACAAAACAAUAGCGCCGGCACUCGUCUGGACGUGUGCAAACAACAGAUCUCUAUCAGAGGGAUAAUAAAAGCCAACAAGCACAGCCGGUGUUGCUGCUGUUGUGUACAGUAGGAACCGACAAAUCCCAGGAACUGCUUUGUUAGAUGUGAGGUAGUCGAGCAGAAAAUGCAGGUAUGAAAGAAAAUGGCAAGUAGUAAAACAUUAUGAAAGUAAAAAACUACAGAUGUCUGAUAUAUGCAGCAUUCAAGAAGAAGACAGCAGAGCUUUAAUGUUAUUUUAUUGUACUGCACUGUGAAAGGUUUAAUAUGAGGUACCUCCUGUUUUCUAAGAGUUAAAGGAUUUUCUAACAGGCUGUCCAUUUUGCUUGUUAUGCGUUUCCUUUCGUUUUGAAUUUAAGCUAUAAAAAGCAUUCCAUCAGGGCUUGUUAUAGUAGAGAAUUUAUGUAUAUUUUUGUAAAUGUUGUACAUUUAUUAUAUUACACUGUCAAGGUGAAUAGAUGUGGAUUCAAGUGACUGCCUUAAAGGUGCUAAUAUUACUAGUAAGACUGUACAGUACUGACACCCGUGUGACUUUUUUCCAUUUUUGUUUGAAGUGUUUAUAUAUAUUUGGAAAUAAAACUAAAAAAUUAUCACCCA